Mya arenaria is the source of this 2397-nucleotide messenger RNA. Its product is annotated as protocadherin Fat 1-like. Bases 1 to 2397 code for a protein of 798 amino acids. Gene Ontology annotation, molecular function: calcium ion binding. Gene Ontology annotation, cellular component: membrane. NCBI's taxonomy places the organism in Eukaryota, Metazoa, Mollusca, Bivalvia, Myida, Myidae. The transcript is spliced from 16 exons. The record is from RefSeq and is a predicted model, not a curated record. Gene Ontology annotation, biological process: homophilic cell-cell adhesion.
AUGGCUUAUGAGAUAAAUGGCAUUCCAUACAAAGCUGAUGACUCCUGCUGGGACGGGACAAAUGCCGUGGACUACACCGGAACUAUCUCCGUGACGUCAUCAGGGCUCACCUGUCAGCCAUGGGCACAGGACAGCCCACACCCGCACGCGUACCACGCAGGUGCACCCAACUUCCCGAACGACGGCUACAGUGACGUCACGGCGUCCAACUACUGCCGGGACCCGGAUGGUGCCGCCGGCACCGGCGGUCCGUGGUGCUACACGAUGGAUCCCGGAACAGAGGCGGAAUACUGCAGCAUCCCGCUCUGUCCAAAUCCAGUGUGUGUGACGGACAGCGUAGUCGGUCAAAGUGAUCCAUCCACCGUCAUCAACUCGGUAGAGACAUAUGUCGGUAACCAGUACAUGCAGACGGACCCAAGCUACACUGUCGCAUGCUGCGGGACGGUUCAGGAGUGGCGGUUUCACCAGCGCUCAUGGUACGGGAUCAUCCGCUUCCAGGUGUGGAGGGCCGAUACAAGCAACCCGGGCCACUACCGCCUGAUUGGGGAGAACGCAUUCUCAUACGUCUAUACUCAGAUAGACAUGACCCACUAUACCAGUGUGGACCAGGCUGAUCAAAUAAACGUACAGGAUGGAGAUUACAUUGGCUGGUGGUACACGGAGAGCUAUGACAUGGUCGCUUAUCAGAGUCCGGGGACGGCCAACAACAUUUUGUGGCUGCAGCCUGGUGCUGCUACGGCCGUUGGCGCCACCCUUGACUUCUCGGUCGGCUUUGCGCAUCAGGGCCGGGACUACGCCAUUGGUGCCGUUCUCGCCGCCAGCUUGUCUCCAAGAUUCACGAAUACCCUCACCACCCUAACCCUCUCUGUGAACGAGGCUGUUGGUAACACCGUCUAUACCGUCACGUAUACUGAUGACGAUGUUGGUGACGUCAGCUCGUUAGCUGUUACUAUGGAUACCAAUACGUACUUUGAUUUUACGGCUCCAGACGUGACUGUGAAGACGACACUUGUAGCAGGAACGUACACCCUGAGGUUCACGGUGACGGACCGCUGUGACGCCACGGGGGCACUGAUUGUUGCCGUGAACGUCCUACCUGAGGCUGUCACAAUAUCAAGUCUGCCGACAACAGAGAGCGUCAGUGAGUCAGUGACGUCAGAAACGCUCGUGCACGAGCUGGUGUUCAGCCCCGCCGGAAGUUACACGUGCACUCUAGACGCUUAUAGCCCGACAAGGACCGAAGGGAACCCCUUCGUCGUGCAAGACACGCCCACGCCAGGCGUGGGUGUGUACCUGUUGGCGGGUGCCAAUAUCAGGUACGCCGUCUCUCCCAGUUACAACGUGACGGUUACGUGCACAGAGGCCAGUACAGCCACCGCAACCAGCUACCUCAUCGUCUCCGUGGACCCGAACACCGCUCCAGUAUUCUCAAAUUUCCAAGCUUCGACAACAUUCAGCGCCACCACGCCUGUAAAUACUGUCGUGUACACCGCAACAAUCACCGACACUGACCCCGUAUCCGUGACCUUGGCAUGUGACCCCGCAGGAAGUCCAUUCGCCGUCAAUAACGAUGGUGAGGUUUACGUGACGUCAGACCUGGAGGCAAAUAACGUAGCUGCUUACACGUGUUUUCUUACAGCAGACGACUCCUUCACCACUGUGACGUCAUCAAACAUCUCUAUGACCAUCACGGGUCUUAACGUCGCGCCUACAAUAACCAACCUGGACGACGCGGUGUCAAUACUUGAGAACCAGCCCGCGGGCGCCUCCGUGUUCCAUGUGAGCUCCAGUGACGUCAACGGAGACACGCCCACUUUCUCCGCCUCAUUCGCCGUCCCCGCUUGCGGAGCCAUGUACACCAUCAGCCCAACGGAUGGCAGUGUGACUACACUUGUCACUCUCGAUUUUGAGACAGAUCCAUCAUGCAUCGCCGUCGUCAAAGUGUUUGACGGUCACGUGACAUCACUUCCGGGAACGUUAACAAUUGACGUCACCGACGUAGAUGAGCCGCCCGUCUGGUCCAGUGCUGGGUACAUCAUUACGACACAGGAAGUUGCGAGCGGAACAGUUCUGGGAGGUCCCACAAUCAUCGCCACAGACCCGGAAGCGACGGCCGUCACCUACUCCCUCAACUGUGGGGCGGACUCCGGGUACCUUUCCAUCAAUCCGACUUCCGGUGCCGUCACUAUGGCAGCGGCCUUCGACUUGGAGGCUGCGAGUGUGGACACGUAUACCAUUUCCUGCACGGUGACUGGAACUGACGCUACUGCGCAGACAUCGACUUCUCCGCUUAGCGUCACCGUGACAGACGCAAACGACGUUGCGCCCGUGUUUUCAAGCGCAGUGUAUCCUAUCUACAUCAACGAAGAGUAUGGACUUGUUGGCGCUGUAGAGUAA